Molecule: messenger RNA, 945 nt
Organism: Effrenium voratum
Lineage: Eukaryota; Dinophyceae; Suessiales; Symbiodiniaceae
Source: the annotation of a GenBank genome assembly
AUGAAGGCAGCUUUGGUGUGCGCGCUCCUUUUCAAGUCCCGCGCGGAGCCGCUCCUGGAGGACGAUGAGUGCGCCUCAAGGUCCUGCGCACUGAACGCCCUCCAGAAGAAGGUGGCGAAGAUGACCUGCAAGGACGUGGUCCCGGGCGAUGCCUGCUAUGGGGAGGUGAUGUGGGCCAAGAAGGAAGGCAUCAGGCAGCACCCGAACUGGUAUCCUGGACUCACGCCUGACUCCACGACGGCAGACUUCCAGGAGAUUGUGCACAGCCACAAGCCGGGGAAGUGCCCCCCUCCUUGCGUCUCAGUCGACUCCUGCCACACCGCGCUGCCUGGGGAGAAGUGCUACAGUGACGUGCAGUGGGCCAAGCAGCACGGCAUCCGAGAGCACCCGGGCUGGUACCACGGCCUCUCGGCAGCCUCCACCGACUUCGACUUCCAGCUGGAAAUCCACACCACGCGCCCGGACAAGUGCCCCAUGCCCUGCAACACCCAGCCGGGCGCCCCGGCGGAGCCGGAGGUGCCAGAGGUGGCGCCGGAGCCAGAGCUUCCGGCGCCGGUGCCGGAGCCGGAGCUGCCGGAGGAGGUACCAGAGGUGCCAGAGGAGCCAGAGGAAGUCGUGGAGGUGCCGAUGCCCACGGUGAUCCCAGAGACUCAGGCGCCCACUCAGGCGCCCACUGAGGCCCCGCAGACUGAGACCGAGGCGCCCCGCGCGCCCUCCCCAUGCCAUCAGCAGGAUCAGCACGAGCGUGAGGCCUGCGAGCAGGGGAUCAUCCGCGCGGAGCAGCUGGCGCGGGAGCAGGCGGAGCGCGCGGAGCAGGAGGCGCAGCGGCAGCACGACGCCAGCAUCCCCCUGGACGUGAAGCAGAACGAGAUCAUUGAGGAGAUCGGCGGGCCCCCGACGGAAGGCGGCCUGCCCGACUUCUCGGAGUUUGAUCCCGAUUCCUGA